UGAGGAAGAUGUCUGUCGAUAUAACUCAAAGCUCCAAGUGUUUUCUGAAUAUGUCACCCACGGCCAUGGCCAUGGCUCGGCUGAAUCUCAAUUGAAGGGGCGCGGCGCGGCGCACUCCAGUCAGCUGUCAACGCUUGCAACGUGCACUCCGUGCGUCCGAAGUAGAACCAAAUAUAUAGGGUUCAAUACUCGAUUCUACGAAGUAUCAGAAAUACUGAUGUGCGGACAAUAUAUGCUGAACCCCUUUCCGAAAACGAAUGUAUUUCCUAGAAUACUGCCAGCACCCGAGUAGCACUGAAAGAGGGAGACUUUAAAGGAGACAGCAAGAAUCGACAUUAACUGAAGAGUUAACCACCAGGUUACAACUUUUCACGGACGGGAUGGAAAUGGAGCCCCCUAACAGAUUGGUGCUGAGUCCUGAACCCGGGGCUUUAGAAUUAACCGAGGGGAACGUGGAGUCGGCCCUCCACCAGCUGUACUAUGACCCAGACAUGGACCAUAAGAAUGUAGCCCAGAAGUGGCUGACUCAGGCCCAAACCUCCACUCAGGCCUGGCAGUUCUGCUGGCCUCUGCUUGGCCCAGACAAGCUUCCUGAGAUCCAAUUCUUUGGUGCCAGCACCCUCCACACCAAGAUCUCCCGCCACUGGGCUGACCUCCCUAUAGACCAGCACCAGACCCUGAGGAUGCAGCUUCUUUCCCACAUCUCCCAUUUCUCAAAAGGCCCCAAAAUGGUGCUGACCAGGCUGUGUGUGGCCCUGGCUUCCCUGGCCCUCCACACCAUUCCUCAGGCCUGGCCUCGGGCAGUCUCUGACAUGGUCCUGGUCUUCCAGCCAGAGAAGACUGGGUCUGGGAAUCAAAGUGGAGCCGGAGAUGUAGGUGGAGCUGGUGAGAUGGAAUUGAACAACCACUCCCACUGCCUGGCCCUGCUGGAGCUCCUCACCGUGCUGCCAGAGGAGUUACAGAGCUGCCGGCUGCCGCAGGGGCGUCGUGCCCAGCUGAGAGAGGCCCUGGCUGGGGAGUGGACGGUGGUGUGUCCCCUUCUGCGUCAGCUGCUCCAGAAGCAGGAGGCCCCCAGCCAGGUGAAGGAGCGGUGCCUGCGCUGCCUGUCCAGCUGGGUGGGACUGGAUAUCCCCCUGCACGGGGAGAGUGAGGGACUGCUACAGGACUGUUUCGCAGCUCUGUCUGACCCUGAGCUCUUCAACACGGCCGUGGAGACCAUCGUCUGUGCUAUAUCUCAACCUGACUGCCAGAGAUACACAGAUGCUCUGGUGAACCUGAUGCCUCUGGUGUUGGGUCUCCAUGACCAGCUGAAGGCUGCGGCAAGGGACGGAGACAUGGAGACCUCCCACGGUAUAUGUCGCAUCGCUGUUGCUCUGGGGGAGACCCACUCCAGGACUCUUCUGGAACAGGUCCAACACUGGCAGGGCUACCUGUCGCUGGUCAACAUGAUCCUGUUCUGUACCAGCAUCCCUGGGCACUACCCGGUCAGCGAGACCACCAGCUCCCUCACGCUAACAUUCUGGUACACUUUGCAGGAUGACAUCUUGUCAUUUGAGGAGGACAGGCGGACGGUCUACCUGCAGGUUUACAGACCAGUCUACCUCCAGCUGGUGGACAUCCUGCUCGAGAAGUCCCAUUUCCCCUCAGAGCAGGACUAUAUUUCCUGGUCCUCAGAUGACAAAGAGCUAUUCAGGAUCUACAGAGUGGACAUAUCUGACACUCUGAUGUAUGUGUACGAGAUACUUGGGGCGGAGCUUCUCAGUAACCUCUAUGAUAGACUCGGACAAUUGCUGAUGGCCACCGAGGGACCAGCAGCAUGGCAGGACAUUGAGGCUCUCCUAUUUGGCUUCCAGUCCAUAGCGGAGACCAUAGACGUGAACUACUCCGAUGUUAUCCCAGGCCUCAUCGGACUCAUCCCAAGAAUCAGCAUCAGUAACAUCCAGCUGGCCGACACGGUCAUGUACACCAUAGGUUCUCUGGCGGAGUGGCUGGCGGACCACCCGCUGAUGCUGGGCUGUGUAGUACCCAUGGUGCUCCAGGGCCUGGUUAAGGCGGAGCUGUCUGUGUCCAGCGUGUCCACUCUGAAGAGGAUAUGUAGAGAGUGUCGUCAUGACCUUGCACCCUACGCUCCUGACAUCAUGACCGUGUCACAGGAUGUACUGGCAAAAGAAAUUCACAAGAGCAGCCAGUGCAUGUGGCUGAUGCAGGGUCUGGGCUUCCUCCUAUCUGCCCUGCCAGUGGAGGAGAUCCUGGGCCGCCUGACCUUGCUGAUCACCCCCCACAUCCAGACGCUGGACACACUGGCACACCAGGAGCCCAGCCCCACUACUAAGCUGUCCAUCAUCCACAUCCUGGGUAUGCUGUCCAGUCUCUUCACAACACUGGACAUAAGAGGGCAGGAUCAGGGGUCAGAGGGCACCAUCCCAGCCCAAACCAGAACCAACCCUAUUGUGGUGAUCUUACAGCAGGUCUUCACAUUGAUACAGAACGUCCUCAGCAAAUGGCUCAGUGACCCAGAGGUGGUUAAGGCAGUGUGUGGAGUGUUUGAUAGGUCUGUGAAGACACUCCUCCGUGACUUUGCGCCCAUGGUGCCCCAGCUCAGUGAGAUGCUGGGACAGAUCUACACUACAUGCCCACAAGCCUCUGCUCUUGACCUUACAUGUCAGAUGGUCCGAAUAUUUACUGGAGAGAAAGAUCAUUUAGGUCCAAUCAAGCACCUUAUUGAGCUAGUCACCUCCACCACACAGUCCAUCUUUCAACAAGGCCCAAGCGAACAUCCAGAUAUAGUUGAGUCAUUCAUGCAGCUUCAUGCCGAGGCCCUGAAAAGGGAGCCUGGCCUCUAUCGGUCCGAACAUCUUGAUGUCAAGUCUCUGUUCUACUGUGGAAUCCUGGCACUCAAGUUUCCAGAGACGCCUACAGCGAAGUCAGCCUGUUUGUUUUUUGCGGAGUUAGUCUGUCAUUGUGUGGACAUCCCUCCUAUUGGUCAGGUUCUACAUAGAGACGGGAAGCUUCUCAUUCAAACCAUCCUGGAGGCGGUUGGAGGGCAGUCUCCCCACUGUCUGACAGAGCACUUCUCUCAGGUGCUGUUCUGUCUGAAUCGACAUUGCCACACACUGCUGUCACAAUGGCUAAAGGAAGGACUACAUGUCCCAGGAUUCCCCACUGCUCAGAUCUCGAUGGAACAGAAAGACACAUUCAACCAGCAGCUCCUCAGGGAACAGAGCAACAAGCGGCAUGUUGUGGAGAUAGUGAACGAGUUCUCGCUGUUGUGUCGAGGUCUGCAGGGGCCUACCGGACACUCUGCAGAUUACUAAUGUGGCUACAGUACUCGCUUUGUCUGAACCAAGACUAGACCUCCAGACAACCAGGACCUGUGCAGGGGAACCUAGCGUUGGAGACCACACAUGACUGUAGUCUGUACUCGGUAAUGACAUUUCGCGUUUCAAACUGUCUGUGGGUUAGUGUGAGUGGAUGCUGCUUGUGGCCUUGUGAAGAAUACUGUGAUGGGCUUUUUCAGAGUAAGUGAUUAACAUUUGUGCGACUGCAGUCUAAGCCACUAUGGCUCACUGACCUGGGUUUAUAUCAUCCCUACACUUCACUGUCCGUGGCAGCAAGUCCAAUAAAAGGAGCAUGUUGGUAGUGAUGGGGAAAACAUUGACCGUCACCGAUUAUAUUUUCUCGAACAAAAACAAAGUGUUUCUGCUUCCGACCUUUUUCUCCUCCAUCUUCUUUUAAAUUUUGAACCAAUUUGUAUACAGCAAUAUUCCUUCCAUGUCUAAUAAAAUCAAUUUUCUCA
Molecule: messenger RNA, 3796 nt
Organism: Esox lucius (northern pike)
Lineage: Eukaryota; Metazoa; Chordata; Actinopteri; Esociformes; Esocidae
Product: importin-13-like
Exons: 22
Coding region: 381-3314 (977 amino acids)
Biological process (GO): protein import into nucleus
Cellular component (GO): cytoplasm; nuclear membrane
Molecular function (GO): small GTPase binding
Source: RefSeq, a predicted model, not a curated record